Molecule: messenger RNA, 3012 nt
Organism: Parasteatoda tepidariorum (common house spider)
Lineage: Eukaryota; Metazoa; Arthropoda; Arachnida; Araneae; Theridiidae
Source: RefSeq, a predicted model, not a curated record
GCGCUGUUAUGUGGGUUAGAUGACAAAGUCCCUAGAUUAUUCUUCGGUGGGUGGAAUUCAGGAUCAGCCCAAUUUUGUCCUGUAGGCAACAUCCAAGGGAUCGCUUCUGUCAAGUUUAAGGGACUGUCACUUGGACUAUAUUUUCCAAAACUUGGUAACAAUUGUUUUUUGUAAUAUAUUUAAAAAAAAUUUUCAUUAAACAUUGCAUUUAAUCACAAGAAAAAACUUACUUUUGUACUUGUUAGUGUUCACAUUAGAAGAUGUGGUCUCAUCUAGGGAGAGCUUUAAGCUCUCUUCUUCUCAUCUGUUUCAUCCUUUCAUCAACAGCACAAGAUGAAAUAGAAACUCCACCAUUUCCAUCUAUACAGAAUUAUACCUUUUAUUACACUGAUGUCCAGUUUACAGAUAUAGAACUGCAAGUGUCGGCGUUUGCAUCUGAAUACUUUGACUCAACAGGUGGUCCUAGGGGAAGAGUGAAUGUGAUAUCUCUAGGAGAGAAAUCCACCACCAUUUACAAUAAAGAUACAGAUCAGAUCUUUGAAAUUAACUCAACGAAUUGUCAGGUUUGGGAUACAGAUGAAUCAAUACGUGACUACGAACCAAUUUUCACUGGAUGGUUAAAUAAAGAACCACUCGUCAUUGGUCCAUCGGCUAUCCUAUGGACGGCGGAUGCUGACAGAGACAAAAUUGAAUAUAUGGGAGAGACUAUAAUUAGAGACAUCAAUUGCGAAGCAUGGAGGUAUAAUUUAACCAAUGAGAUGAACCAAUUGGUGUACACCAUGCAUUUUGCAGCAAAGAAAUGGACUACUCCUUAUCAGAUGGAUGGUGAUUUAAGAGUACCAAUUCGGGUUGAAGUGAGUGGUCUGGCUUCUGAAAAAAAAGACGAAUGGUUUCCAGUGAAUCAAUUGACAGACUUUGCUUUCUUCCGUCCCGAUUUCCCCAACUUCAGAGUAUUCCAGCCACCUCAAGGAAUUGGUUGUCGAUUAAAGAAAGAGACAAGAAAAAUGCCAACCAUGCCAGAUAUUUUCCGAUAUUCAGCAGAGGUAGUUGAUCUUAUUCAGUCAUCAAAAGAAGAAAUCACUGAUAUCGAAUACCAGCAGGUUUGGUACGAUACAAGAGCAAAGCUGGCAAGACUUGAUAAAUACACAAGAAUGCGUUCAGUGUCUGAAUUUUAUGAUUUCAAUACAGGUGUGACAUACAGUAUAGUAGACAGACGUACAUGUUCUAUAAACCCCUUGAGGUAUGCUUUCUUCGAAGGUUAUGAUGGCAAAAUGAUUGGACAUCUUAAAGAUCCAGAUGAAGUUCUAGAUUUGGACGGAAGCUUUUACUUCUUAGGAAAAGUACGCAUGUCUCUUUUGAGUUCAAUAGAAAAUUGCCUUCAGUACAAGGCUGAUUACACGACAACUGGCGUUUACGUGACUGGUUUGAUGCUAGAUAGACCACCUGCGCUAAAACAAUUUUGGUUGGAACGUGAGGGAGAUGUUACAACAACUGAUCCGAAACUUAAGGUUGCACCUGCUGCUGACACCGCAGAAAAAUGUGCAUUUGCUUGCGUAGAAGAAGGAAUGUUCUGCUAUGGUUUCUUUUGGUGCAACCAAGCAUGUUUCUUGAAAUUCAAAGAUAUCCUGGAACCCGAUGACGGAGGCGACUCAUUUGAUUUUGGUGGAACCUGUCAGGAAUGGCUGAGAGCUGAGCGGGACUCGAACAAUAAGGAAGCAUACCUAAAAGAUGCUCUCCAAUCUUUAGAGAAGACUGUCCUGGAUAAUCUUGUGAAUGUUAGUGUGCCAUUAGACGACAAUAUGCGAUCCUUCAUAACUGUUCCAGUAUCUGAUAUUGUAAUUGGAGAUGGUCCUUACACAGGUAUUUCUGGCCAAGAUAAACCAUACAAUCUUGCCAUAAGCUUUGCAAAGAUGGAUCCAGGUGAUGAAAGCACAGAAGUCUUAUCCUACAUUGACAAUUUGAACGACUGUUACCUAGCCUGUAAAAACACUGAAGACGUCGCUUGCUCCAGUUUCUCCUACUGUCCCGAUUCGGACAACAAACAGUGUUCACUCAGUUCAGUUCUGGUAGUGGACAGGAAAAAUAACCCAGAUGACACGGUGGAUGACAAAAACUGCUAUGUUUACUCAAUGAAAUAUUUAGACUACUACACCGCUUAUCCCGGAAGGUUGUCUCUAAUUCCUGGAGCAGAUGUCUUCGAAAAAGUGAAAACUGUAGAGGAAUGCGCCAAGAAGUGUCGCACAGCCAAAGAUAUAACAUGCAGAGGAUUCGAGUACUGCCAAAGCAUGAAGACAUGUGUCUUACAUUCCAAACACGUUUUAGACCUUAACCCGGGAGAAGUAAUUACCAACAAGAAAUCAACAUGUAUCCAUUACGCCGCCAAGUAUUCGGCUGAUUAUUUUGAUUUGGGUCUUGUGUUGGUGGAUGAUAUCUUGGAUGAAAGGUCAGAAAUCUCUUUGGAAGAUUGUGCCAAAGCAUGUUCCGAAGAAUUCAAAGACAAAUGUAAGUCUUUCAAUUACUGUCCAGCAUCGGGUCCUUACAUGACAGACAGCGCAUGUUCUCUCAGCGCCAUGACACUUAAAACUCCACGCGUCCCAACCACCAAGAAUGCACCCUGCCACCACUUUGAAAAGAGGAAUCAAGUCGAUGAUUGGGCAAAAGCAGGCAAGAAGUCAUUAGUCACAGCCGGAUACACAUCAAGUCAAUUUACUUGGCUUGUUGUUGGGAUGUUAGCACUUGGAUUCGCAUUAGGGGCUAUAGGAUUUGUAGUCUAUUCCUACUUCCGGUCAAAAGGGUCAGAGUCAGGAAUGACCGUUAGAUUUAUGAAGCAAGGUAAUUUAUAAAAUGAACUGAUAAAUUAAGCAUCUGUAAUAUAAUAGUCCUUACCCGAGGACAGAACACCGAGGUUUGUAACACAACAGACUUCCGUAUUCGUAAUGUACAUUUUUCUUUAUUUUUGUACUAUGUGUGUAUGUGCUAUGUUAAAAUAAACAUGUAAUAAAAAAUGUUGAA